This is a messenger RNA of Ooceraea biroi (clonal raider ant), 2184 nucleotides long. It is a transcript of the gene Rac1, whose product is annotated as ras-related protein Rac1. The record is from RefSeq and is a predicted model, not a curated record. NCBI's taxonomy places the organism in Eukaryota, Metazoa, Arthropoda, Insecta, Hymenoptera, Formicidae. Gene Ontology annotation, molecular function: GTP binding; GTPase activity. Gene Ontology annotation, biological process: small GTPase-mediated signal transduction.
GUUGACUAGUCAGGUCGACCGACCAAUCAUCGGUCGUUUGAAGCUCAUCGCGUUUCGGUCACUCUUGCUGACGUAUCUCCGUCGCGCUCUAACCUUAAUCGCUGUUCCGUCGCGCUCGCGAGUUAUCUCACUCUCUCUCUCUCGCGCGCGCGCUUCCUCUCUUUUCCGCACGUCUGACCACCUCCAACUCCCCUGCCGUGCAUCUCCUCUUCCUCCUGCUCCUCCUCCUCCUCCGUCGCCGCCGCUGCCCUCUUCCUGUCGCGUACGUACCGCGCCAUCCGUGUCUUCUUCCUCCCGCUCCUCGCAGCUCUCUCUCCCUCCCGCUAAAAUCGACUACUGUAUCGUCGUCGCGAGGUUUUACGUGCUCCUGUGUGCAUUACGGACGGCUUCAGGCAUCCAGGAUGCAAGCUAUCAAGUGCGUGGUCGUCGGUGACGGAGCGGUGGGUAAAACAUGUUUGCUGAUAAGCUACACCACCAAUGCAUUUCCUGGAGAGUACAUUCCAACGGUGUUUGACAAUUACUCUGCAAAUGUAAUGGUAGACGGAAAGCCAAUUAAUCUCGGCCUGUGGGAUACAGCCGGACAGGAGGAUUAUGACAGACUACGGCCGCUGUCUUAUCCACAGACCGACGUCUUUCUGAUCUGCUUCUCGCUGGUAAACCCGGCGAGUUUCGAAAAUGUACGCGCUAAAUGGUAUCCUGAAGUACGUCAUCAUUGUCCCGCCACUCCAAUCAUUUUGGUCGGCACUAAACUAGAUCUACGCGAAGACAAGGAGACCAUUGAGCGCUUGAAAGACAAGAAAUUAGCACCCAUUACCUAUCCCCAGGGUUUGGCAAUGGCGAAGGAAAUCGGUGCCGUCAAAUACUUGGAAUGCUCUGCUCUGACGCAGAAAGGCUUGAAGACUGUGUUUGACGAGGCGAUACGCGCCGUCCUGUGCCCCGUUCUGCAAGUGAAGCCAAAGCGCAGAUGUUUCCUUCUAUAAUAUUAAAUGUAACCCCUCUAUGCACGUUGGUACCGGAAUGUGUUAAAGUGUCUCAUCGUUUCAUGUCGUACCAAUCGGACGAGUUACCGACAUUUGGAACCCCAGUUGUACCAGCCUACGUCGAGAGUCAACGGGCUGCGAACCAUCUGCCAGCAUCAUAAAACGCACAAACGUUAGUUCGGUGUAAAAAAAUUCCAACGAGCGAGACAAAAGAGGGUUCACAAGAAAUCGCGAAUUCAGAAUAUAAAUUCACUUUUUGUGUGUGGCCUCCAAGCAUCCUGAAGGGAAUUAAAAAUGAGGAGGUUUGUGUUGUCUGCGCGAACGAAGCUUCCAGUCUAGACGGUCUGAUGACACAAUAGGGCUAUAACUGCAAGAAGUUGACUGGAUGUUCUGAGAGGAGCGUAAAAGAAGCCAAAAUAACUGAACUAACUGCUGUACAGUAUACUAGACUACAAAUAUUAAUAUUAUGAUUAAUAAUUAUAUAUGAAUGGUAAAAAAGAAAAAGCAGAUAUUACCAUGUAAUUAUAUAAGCGUCCAAACACACUGUAUACUGAUCAGUUUAAUCAAAGAGGAAAACCAUUUUAUGCUAUUUGCCAUUGUACAUUUUAGGUAGGAGACAUAGAGUUGAUGGACUUAAAAAGAAAAGAAAAAACGCGCGCGCGUAAGUAGUUCUCGUUAUUAUGACAGAUUUCAAUAUGCAUCAAGCUAAAAAUUCAAGGAAAGAGGUAAAAAGAGAAUAUUUUUUAGAGAUGUGCAUAAAAUACGUGGCAAAAACCUGUUUGGACCUAGAUGGAUCUAGAUGUUCAUUAUAGAUGUGAAUAACAGUAUAACUUCAUGCAUACACACUUCUCCAAGUACUUAGAGCAACGCAUGUGCAUUUCUUUUGAUUCAGGAUAUUCGAUACGCAGUAUGUUGCUAAAAGCUUUAAUAUUGCUUUUGCAAAGGGAACCCGUUUAUCCUAUAUGAAAAACACAGAUUUACUGAGUUCGUACGUGAACGUCCUAGAUUUAUUUGCGAAAUUGUAUAUAAAAUCUAAUUGGUGGCGUUAGAUGCGCAAUCGAAUGCCGUUCAAUGUUUAGUGUGCACGUCCGAUAUUUAAAUUCUGUUCGUUCGUAACGCAAUAGUUUAACAAUAGUUUUGCUUCGACGUGAGUUUGUGAUGAUCCUAAAACGAUAGCAAUCAAUAGACGCCGAUUAAAAAAAAA